Gekko japonicus is the source of this 2310-nucleotide messenger RNA. It is a transcript of the gene GATAD1, whose product is annotated as GATA zinc finger domain containing 1. Bases 287 to 1060 code for a protein of 257 amino acids. The record is from RefSeq and is a predicted model, not a curated record. The transcript has 5 exons. Gene Ontology annotation, biological process: chromatin organization; regulation of DNA-templated transcription. Gene Ontology annotation, molecular function: sequence-specific DNA binding; zinc ion binding. Lineage: Eukaryota; Metazoa; Chordata; Lepidosauria; Squamata; Gekkonidae. Gene Ontology annotation, cellular component: nucleus.
GGCCGGGCUCUGUCGUAAGUGGUUCGAAGGCGUCGCUGCUCUUCGAGCGGAGGACGCGAAGCAAACCUCGGGGCCGCCUGGGUCGCAUGCAACCCGCGGGACGGCCAGCAGAGGGCAGGGGCUAUUGCCGGUCUCCCCCGCCUGGGCCUCUCUGGUCGCUCCCGCUUGCCGAGCAGCACCAGCGGCGCUUCCAGCGGCAACAUCCGUCGCGGCCGCCGCCGCCGCCGCCGCCUCGCAGGCUUCUGUUUGACAAGGAAGGGAGCGGGGAGGCGCGUGAGGCGACGCGAUGCCGCUAGGCCUGAAGCCGACAUGCAGCGUGUGUCGCACCACCUCCUCCUCCAUGUGGAAGAAAGGCGGCCAGGGCGAGAUCCUUUGCAACAACUGCACGGGGCGCCCAGGGCCGGCCGGCGCCGGAGGAGCCGCCUACGCCACCACCUCGGCUGCCGCCCAGCACAGCAACGGCGGGAGCGGCGGGGGCGGCGGCGGGGGGGGGAAGCAGAGUAAGCAAGAAAUUCACAGGAGAUCUGCUCGACUGAGGAACACAAAGUACAAGUCUGCUCCUGCAGCUGAAAAGAAAGUUUCUACUAAAGGAAAAGGGAGAAGGCACAUUUUUAAGUUAAAAAAUCCUAUCAAAGCUCCAGAGUCCGUAGCUACUAUAAUUACAGCAGAAUCUAUCUUUUAUAAGGGAGUUUACUAUCAGAUUGGAGAUGUUGUUUCAGUAAUUGAUGAGCAGGAUGGUAAAACAUACUAUGCUCAAAUUAGAGGGUUUAUUCAAGACCAGUACUGUGAAAAAAGUGCAGCUUUAACAUGGCUGAUUCCUACUACAGCUAGCCCCAAAGACUGUUUUGACCCUGCAACUUACAUAAUAGGACCAGAAGAAGAUCUCCCAAGAAAAAUCGAAUACUUAGAUUUUGUUUGUCAUGCGCCAUCGGAGUAUUUCAAGUCUCGAUCAUCCCCUUUUCCUACCAUUCCUACCAGGCCAGAAAAAGGUUAUAUCUGGACUCAUGUCGGACCUACUCCAGCAAUCUCAAUCAAGGAAACUGUGGCCAGCAGCUUGUAGGCUGUCUUUAGAAAUUCCACAUAUAUAAUUUUAUUACAAAUUCUUGUGUAUUGUUACCCACCUGGCCCUAGAAGUGGCUUUUAUUUAUUUUUUAAAAAAUAUGGGUGCCUUUGUUAAAAUCAAGUCUUCUCUAAAAUUUGCUUUUGUUUUCUCUGUCUAAACUACAUUACUCACCUUUGUUGUGAGGGCUAUAUUUUGUAUGUCUCACUUGUGUUAUGUAGAAAUAUACCAAUGUUACUACUUUCUGUACAGUGUCUAUGUCAAUCUGCAAAAGAACACUGAUCUAAUAAUUAGGACUUGAUAUUGAUGUGAUUGUGGGUGAAUGAGUGUAGAGAUCCAGCUGAAAAACCUUAUUUUAUUCUAAAAAUGUCAAUGCCUCUAUGAAGAUAGUCUAAGCUAUGGGUUGAAAACUCAUUCAAAAACUAAGUAAGUAUGAGCUGGUAAGUACCUGGCUAGGAGAUCUAGGAGAAACCUUUGUAUACUACUGAGUUUAAUAAAGGUAAGGUACACAUUUAGAAUUAAACCGAAGAACUAAGCCCAACAUGUCAACUGUGCAGGCUUGUAAAUAACCACUUAAGUCUUUGUGAAUAAGGUAUGCAAAAUAGGAAAACCUUUGGAAAUUGAUUUCAUAGAGGGCCGGAGAAGUUAGUAAAAUAAUUGAUGGCAUUUUGUUGACUUAAUUUUAUAACUUGUAACACAAGUUAUACAAAUACUUGUAAUCUAUAAACACAUUCAUUGAAUAGUCACAAAGUGGUGACUAAAACUUGUAACCGUUUAAAAAUGUAGCUGUUUGUCCUACAUGUCCUUGCUAAAAAAUUCAGUGUACUUAUGAACAGAAAUGCACAUAUGUACGCAUGUAAGAUACUUCAGCCAGUCCUUGAAUGCCUUCAGGAAUCACAUAGCUGGGAAGUUCUUAUACAUAUACGUUCACGAAGAUGAACUUUAGAAAAUGUUAACAAUUGGUUAUGCAACUCAAUGGAAAAAUGCAUAUGCAGAUCUUAUUUUGAGCUAUUAUAUGUAAGAGUGAAAUAACCUUGCUACAGGGUAGGGGGUAGAUGUUUUUAAAGGCUUAUUUUACUUCAAAACCAUUUGUGGAUCCCCCCCAUUGUUUCUCAGAUCAGUAGUUAUUUGUAUGCUGAUCACUUUGCUGUUUACUUAAAAUGAAGUAACACUGAAUUUUAUUUAAAACAAAACCCUAGAUUUACUAUACUGCUUCUAUUUACUGGUACCUUUUAGAAGUAUGCUGUAUA